AUGGCUUCACCAGAAAAAACAUCUCACGAAAAACCGCUCCUGGAAAUUUCGGGCUUAAAAACAGUCUUUCCAACAGACGAUGGUAUCGUAAAUGCCGUGAACGAUGUCAGUUUUAAAAUUGGUCGCGGGCAGACCGUCGGUGUUGUCGGCGAAAGUGGCUGUGGGAAAAGCAUCACCGGACUCUCGCUGCUUCAACUCGUGCCGUCACCGGGACAUAUCGAAGCCGGUGAGAUCCAAUUUUAUCGCAACGGUGAAGAUGACCCGUUAGACAUUGCACAGGUGUCGCCGAAAAGUGAAUUGAUGCGCCAAAUCCGCGGCAACGAAAUUGCCAUCAUCUUCCAGGAACCGAUGACCUCCCUCAAUCCAGUCUAUACUAUCGGAAACCAGAUUGCUGAAGCGGUUGCCUUACACCAGCAGGUUGAUAAAAAGACAGCACGCGAACGCGCAAUCGAGAUGAUUGCGCGCGUCGGCAUACCUGCACCUACACAACGCGUUGAUGAAUACCCGCACCAACUUUCCGGUGGCAUGCGUCAACGUGUUAUGAUUGCGAUGGCGCUCUGUUGCUCACCUAUGUUGCUCAUUGCAGAUGAACCCACAACCGCACUCGAUGUGACUAUCCAAGCGCAGGUCCUCGGUCUCAUGCAGGAACUUCAAGCGGAAAUGGGGAUGGCAAUUAUGCUCAUCACCCACGACCUCGGCGUUAUCGCUGAUCUCGCUGAUGAAGUCGUUGUCAUGUACGCAGGGCGCGUCGUCGAAAAAGGCACCGUUGAUGACAUCUUCUACAACCCUCUGCAUCCCUACACGCAAGGAUUGCUAAAGUCUAUACCUGUCCUCGGAAGAACGCCGCAGAGAACCUUGCCCUCCAUACCGGGAACAGUCCCACACCCCUUGACACUGCCGUCGGGGUGCUCGUUUCAACCCCGGUGUUCAGAACGGAUGCCAGAAUGUGAGCGGAUGCCAGAACUCGCAGUCAAUCAAUGA
Geodia barretti is the source of this 981-nucleotide messenger RNA. NCBI's taxonomy places the organism in Eukaryota, Metazoa, Porifera, Demospongiae, Tetractinellida, Geodiidae. The record is from the annotation of a GenBank genome assembly.